Messenger RNA from Ostrea edulis (European flat oyster), 2172 nucleotides. Its product is annotated as elongation factor 1-alpha. NCBI's taxonomy places the organism in Eukaryota, Metazoa, Mollusca, Bivalvia, Ostreida, Ostreidae. The transcript is spliced from 7 exons. Gene Ontology annotation, biological process: translational elongation; translation. The record is from RefSeq and is a predicted model, not a curated record. Gene Ontology annotation, molecular function: GTPase activity; GTP binding; translation elongation factor activity. Bases 559 to 1944 code for a protein of 461 amino acids.
CAACCAUUAUUUCAAAACAUUUCAGUGACCACUCCAAGGUAUUUAUACAUUGCAUUUGGUCUAAUUACCAGAAAAGAUACUUCAUGUUAUGUAUAUAUUGCUUUAUUCAAACGAAAGGACUUUUAUAAUUCAAAUUUGACGUAAACUGUCAAUGUAUAUAGUAGCGUUGUUUCAGGAAACAGUGCCAAAAAAAGUUCUAUAUAAGCGUAGUAAGUUUUUUUUUUCUUUUCGCUAGUAUCACACAAGUGACUCCACGUACUAUACUAUGAUGUAGAUGAAAGGCAAAGAUAGCAAACAGUGAUCGCGUUUGUGAAAUUUAAAUAAAUGUGAACUAGAAUAUUAAUUUGAAUUUUUUAAUAAAGUAACAUAAAAUAUGACAGAUCUUAGCCAAUAAAAUAAACAGAUGUUCCAUAUAUAGAUUUUUCACAGAAUAGCUGUUUUGGGGUUUUUAGUGGCACUGUGUAAUCCGCCGUGACGUUAUCAACACGUGACUUAGCUCUUUCCUUUUUGCUGUGGCUGACUCUGGGAUAUCAAGAGUAUUAAAUACUAGGAGCAACGAUGGUUAAAGAAAAGAUUCACAUCAACAUUGUCGUCAUUGGUCAUGUCGACUCUGGAAAAUCGACCACUACUGGACAUCUUAUCUACAAAUGUGGUGGAAUUGACGAGAGAACCAUUGCCAAGUUUGAAAAGGAAGCUGCUGAGAUGGGCAAGGGUUCCUUCAAGUACGCCUGGGUGUUGGACAAACUGAAGGCUGAGCGUGAACGUGGAAUCACCAUUGACAUUGCCCUCUGGAAGUUUGAGACGGCAAAGUACCACAUCACAAUUAUUGAUGCUCCAGGCCACAGAGAUUUCAUCAAAAACAUGAUUACAGGAACAUCUCAGGCUGAUUGUGCUGUGUUGAUCGUAGCAGCAGGUGUUGGGGAAUUUGAAGCAGGUAUCUCCGCCAAUGGACAAACUCGUGAGCACGCUCUAUUGGCUUUCACCUUGGGAGUCAAACAGCUCAUUGUCGGAGUCAACAAAAUGGACAGCACGGAAAAACCAUACAGUGAGACACGUUUUGAGAAUAUCAAAGGGGAGGUGGAGAAGUACAUCAAGAAGAUUGGAUAUAAUCCAAAGACUGUUGCCUUUGUACCUAUCUCUGGUUGGCAUGGUGACAACAUGAUUGAACAGUCAAAAAAUAUGUCUUGGUUCAGGGGUUGGAAUGUGGAGAGGAAAGAAGGAAAUGCCAGCGGAUUUACUCUCUUGCAAGCUUUGGAUUCCAUCCUGCCACCAAAGAGACCCACAGAUUUGGCCCUUCGUCUUCCUCUGCAGGAUGUAUACAAAAUUGGAGGUAUUGGAACUGUGCCAGUAGGAAGAGUUGAAACUGGUAUUAUGAAGCCUGGUAUGGUUAUCACCUUCGCUCCACCCAACAUCACCACUGAGGUCAAAUCAGUGGAAAUGCAUCACGAGUCGCUCACAGAAGCUGUACCAGGAGACAAUGUUGGCUUCAAUAUAAAGAACGUGUCUGUUAAGGAAAUCCGUCGAGGAAAUGUCUGUGGAGACAGCAAGAAUGACCCUCCCAAGGGUGCCAAGAACUUUAUUGCCCAGGUCAUCAUCUUGAACCACCCUGGUGAAAUCAAGAAUGGAUAUGCGCCUGUCCUCGAUUGCCACACUGCUCAUAUUGCCUGCAAAUUUGUCGAAAUCAGAGAGAAAUGCGAUCGUCGUAGUGGGAAAGUUUUGGAAGAAGCCCCUAAAGUAAUCAAGAGCGGAGAUGCUGCUAUGGUCCUCAUGGUGCCCAGCAAACCAAUGUGUGUUGAACAAUUCUCUAAGUACGCACCAUUGGGACGUUUUGCUGUCCGUGACAUGAGGCAAACUGUAGCUGUUGGUGUCAUCAAAGAGGUUGAGAAAAAUGAACCAAGUCAAGGCAAAGUGACCAAGGCUGCUCAGAAGGCUGGAAAGAAGUGAAAAUUAAUGAACUUUGGAACCCUUCAAUCCCAUCAGCUUAAUUAUGAUUUUUAUUUAAAGAGAAAUAAUGACAUCAUGCCACUAUUUAAUUUUGAAAGACCACAGCAGGUCAUUUAUUGGACAAUUUGGUUUUUGAAGAAAAAUAUCCAUCGCAAAGAAGUCCGUCGGAAAAAACGGAUUUGAAGUAGCAAGUACUUGAAUUAUGUCGAAUAAAUUUGGACAUUUUAA